CCCGUCGGUGAGCUCUCUCCACUGAAGGCGGACCUGGUCCAUGAAUGACUCCAUCCAAUUUUGAACCGCAAUCAUCUCGUUCGCCGGAGGAUCUCUGCUGUUGCCCUUUUUUGGCGCAGCUACUAACGUACCUGGCACCUUGGUAUGCGCUCUGCUGGCUGCUCUUGCCUUGCCGGGCAAGACCUAGAUAGAUACGUCCUCUACCCUUGGCGAGUCGUGCCUUCCGUUCAUGCUGCGCAAUACGAUGCACUAAAUGUCUAAACGCAGCUGCUGCAGCAUCACGAAGUGCCAUGGCAAUUCGAAACCAUCACGUUGCGUGAAAGCGCCGUUUAGGACCACAGCAGCCAAGACGCAACACCGCAAUCAUCGUCGUCAAGGGCCAGACGCCGGCGCGGACCACGACUCACAGCUUCGUUUUCCUAUACCAGGGUCGGCUCUGGGAACCAGAGAGGGACACUGGAGCACGAGCCGCGAAAAGGCUGCACAAUGUUCAGAUGGCGACUCUCACUCGCCCGGCGACGCAUUUGCAACGCAUCGCUGGUAAAGGUCCAUACUUUAGCACCCCGGUACUACGAGUAUAGAGAAGAAAGCCUCAUCUGCAGACAUUAUUCUCAUGUAUAGACGGUGGAGACCAGCGCGCUGUUGGUAGUUGGACGCGCGUGGCAGCGUCUUUAUCCGCGAAGCUAUCUCCUCAGCUCCCGACAAUGCGCACAAUUCCAGGAGCGCGGGCGUGCCCGAAGCGCUGUGAUGGAGUCUCCCUCAACAGUCGAUAGUCCAAACCAUGGUACCACGAAGCCGAUAGUUCUUCGUAUUCGUUCGAUAAGCUACCGAGCAGAUGCAAUGCUCCGGGACGUGUCGAGCGACGGGUUGAGCCCGGAAGCCGAUGCCAGCUGUAUCGGUUCGGCCGUCACCCAGCUUCAAUUCCCAUGACGCGCAAUUCCUCAUCGCACGAGUGUACGAGGGACGUUUUUCCGAGUUACAACUUCAUCCUGUCAAAUCGAAAUAUCUUGAUCAAAAAAACAUGCGUUCAUCUACCACUGUAAGCGUCGUUGGGGCGGCCCUCGCCGGCUUAGGGGUUACACAUCCAACUCAUGACGGACGGUUUUCUAUGCCCAACAUCAUGGUCGGGCUGCGAGACGACCCUCGUGAGCAGUCGGCGCAUUUACAGUCAGCACUGCAAAGGCGAAGAAACGAAGAGGACCUGUCCCCAGCCUGGCCUCCAAACCCUGCCCGAGCAGCCAGCCAGAACCCUUCAUGGAAUAACAUGGAAAGGCGGCAGUCGGUGAGCAGAUGCGGUGCCGACUUUGGAGGCGCCAUCUGCGACCCAGGAUAUUGCUGCUCCAGCGCUGGAUGGUGUGGCUUGGGCUAUUUAUACUGCUCCGCGCCGUCAUGUCAGAUAAAUUACGGCCCGGGAUGCGAUGCAAACACCCGCCCCUGCGGCAGCGACACAACGAACGUGUCGAGACCACGGCUGGGGUCCGUUCCGUACGGAGUUGCCAUCUAUCACUGCGAGGUAUACGGAGACAUUGCUCUCACCUAUGAUGACGGGCCAUGGUUCUAUACCUCUGAUCUGCUCGAUCUCCUAAAGAACCAUAGCGCAAAAGCUACAUUCUUCGUGACUGGCAAUAACCUCGGCAAGGGCAAGAUCAAUGAUCCCAGCUUACCAUGGCCAGGCAUCAUCAGACGCAUGAUCGCCGAAGGUCAUCAAGUCGCCAGUCACACAUGGGCUCAUCAGAGACUCACCGACCUAACUCCUGAUCAAGUUCGAGAACAAAUGCUCUUCAACGAGGUGGCCUUCAACGACAUUCUGGGUUACUUUCCCACAUAUAUGAGGCCGCCUUACUCGGCCAGCAACGCUCAAGUCGACUCCAUCCUCGGCGAUCUCGGCUAUCACAUCACCUACUUCAACCUAGACACCGAGGGCUAUCUUCAUGACGACCCAAACACCAUCCAGAAAAGCAAGGACAUCUGGGACGAGGCUGUCGAAGGAGCCAACACGGCCACCACCAAGUGGCUGCAGAUAGAGCACGACCCUGUUUGGCAGUCUGUCUACAACCUCACCGCACAUAUGCUCGAGUCGCUCUUCCGCAACGGCUUCCGCUCCGUCACGGUUGGCGAGUGCCUUGGCGACCCAAGUGGGAACUGGUAUCGCACAGGGACCUCGGGCCCGUCGACGUGCCCAUCCGCAACUUCGGGGGCCCCCACGGCGACUCCCACGGUUGGGCUACCCAGUACGAAUGGCCGUUGCGGUGUCAACUUCAACGGCACGACUUGCGUCAACCAAGGCUCGGAUAGGUGUUGCUCUCCGGCGGGAUGGUGCGGUGGUACUACCGCCCACUGCGGCACUGGGUGCCAACCCCUUUAUGGCCAGUGUGGUUCAGCAAGCUCGAGUUCGAGCUCGAGCAGUAGCAGUAGCUCUACCUCCAGCUCAAGUGUGCCGGGCAUCACCAUUAGCACUAGCUCCACGUCGUCCUCGUCGACAUCUUCAACGACGACGAGUGCAUCGGCAACAGCGACCGUCGGAUCGCCUAGCACCAAUGGACGUUGCGGCAUCAACUUCAGCGGCAUGACGUGCGUCAACCAGGGCUCUGACAGAUGCUGCUCUUCGGCAGGGUGGUGCGGAAAUACGACCGCCCACUGCGGCACUGGGUGUCAAGCUUUAUAUGGGCAGUGCGGUGCAGUAAGCUCGAGCUCCAGUAGCUCCAGGUCAUCAUCGUCCUCGUCUACAAGCUCGACGACGACGACGAGCGCGUCGGCAACAGCGUCGGUCGGACCCCCGAGCACGAAUGGCCGCUGCGGGCCCAAGUUUGGUGGCACCACCUGCGUCAACCAGGGCUCCGACAGGUGCUGCUCGUCGGCCGGCUGGUGCGGAGGCACCUCUGCUCACUGCGGCACGGGCUGUCAACCACUCUACGGCCAGUGCGGUACAUCUUCGUCUGCCUCAGUCGCGGCCCUGCUUUUUGCUGCCCCUUCAUCCUCGUCUCUAUCGUCUGUUUCGAGCUCCACCGCUUCCGCGAGUACUGCGCCUUCCGCCUCGUCUUCGUCCGCACCGUUCGCACCCCCUUCGACUACGUCGUCGACUUCUUCCACUGCAUCCUCGACUUCGUCUUUGGCUGCACUGCUGGCCCCUCCUCCGACUGAAUCCUCCACGUCUUCUACGGAACCCACCACCUCGUCAUCCACUGUAUUUUCAACCUCUUCCGCAACGUCAACGUCCUCUACUGCAUCUAUUUCAUCGAGCACAUCCACCUCCUCGUCCACAUCCACCACCCCCACUUCGACGUCAUCUCUUUCUUCCACGUCCUCUAGUACAUCUUUUUCGACGAGCACAACCACCACCUCGUCCACAGCCACGUCCAGCACCUCCGCGACGCCAAGUGUAGGGCCACCCAGCACCGACGGACGCUGUGGACCAGAUUUCAACAACACAACCUGCGUCGGCCUAGUCGACUUGGGGCCGUACAAGUGCUGCUCUGCAAAGGGCUGGUGCGGCAACACGACUACCCAGUGCGGAGAUGGAUGCCAAAAGUGGUAUGGAAACUGUACUUUGACUUAGUGUUGGUCGUGAUCGGACUUUGGUCAAGGCUGGAAGUAAUGGGCCAACCCUGAAAAUUUCACGUAGUGCCUUUGGCUUUCAUGGCAGGGUUGCCUGUAUAUUAUAACGUGGUUUCUGUGGCGUUCAUACUCGGAGUCAUUUGAUUUGCUACAUCACCUGCCCUCAACGUGUAUAGGAGGAUCUCGACCCAUCCAAGCUACGUACUCGAAAUUGUCUCAAUC
Molecule: messenger RNA, 3777 nt
Organism: Purpureocillium takamizusanense
Lineage: Eukaryota; Fungi; Ascomycota; Sordariomycetes; Hypocreales; Ophiocordycipitaceae
Product: Chitin deacetylase
Exons: 6
Coding region: 884-3556 (890 amino acids)
Biological process (GO): carbohydrate metabolic process
Molecular function (GO): hydrolase activity, acting on carbon-nitrogen (but not peptide) bonds; chitin binding
Source: RefSeq, a predicted model, not a curated record